Molecule: messenger RNA, 4566 nt
Organism: Triplophysa dalaica
Lineage: Eukaryota; Metazoa; Chordata; Actinopteri; Cypriniformes; Nemacheilidae
Gene: sh3gl3a
Product: SH3-domain GRB2-like 3a
Exons: 11
Coding region: 169-1329 (386 amino acids)
Biological process (GO): endocytosis; synaptic vesicle uncoating
Cellular component (GO): glutamatergic synapse; presynapse; cytoplasm
Molecular function (GO): protein binding
Source: RefSeq, a predicted model, not a curated record
UGAGGGUAGAAACCCACCGCGAAAUGCAGAUCCAUCUUCAGGCGGCGGUUGAAUAUUGUAAAAGCGUCUAACUGUGAAUUAUAUCUUUAUGCUCCGUUAAAGAUUAACCGUCACCUCGCUUAAGAUUUCAUUCUCCGCCUCCUCAGUGAUUUUCAUCUUGUUUUGAGGAUGUCUGUGGCGGGGUUUAAGAAACAGCUGCACAAAGCCAGUCAGUUGCUGAGCGAGAAGAUAAGCGGCGCUGAGGGGACCAAGCUCGAUGAAGACUUUAUGGAAAUGGAGCGGAAAAUAGAUGUCACCAACAAGUCCGUUUUUGAGCUUAUAACCAAAACCACAGAAUACCUCCAACCAAACCCAGCAUCGAGAGCCAAACUGGGAAUGCUGAACACGGUGUCUAAAAUCAGAGGGCAGGUGAAGUCGACGGGCUAUCCUCAGACCGAAGGGCUCUUAGGAGACUGCAUGCUGCGAUACGGCCGAGAGCUGGGGGAGGAGUCGUCUUUCGGCUGUGCACUGGUGGAAAUCGGUGAAGCCAUGAAGCAGAUGGCCGAGAUUAAAGACGCCCUUGAUAUCAACGUGAAACAGAACUUCAUUGAUCCACUACAAACCCUUCAGGACAAAGAUCUUAAAGAGAUUGUGCAUCACCUGAAGAAGCUGGAGGGUCGACGGUUAGAUUUCGACUAUAAGAAGAAGCGUCAGGGCAAGAUUCCAGAUGAGGAGAUCAAACAGGCUGUGGAGAAGUUUGAGGAGUCCAAAGAACUCGCAGAGAGGAGCAUGUUCAACUUUUUGGAGAACGAUGUGGAGCAAGUGAGUCAGUUAUCAGCUCUCAUCGAGGCAGCACUAGAUUACCAUCGACAGUCCUUAGAGAUCCUGGAAGAACUUAACGGCAAAUUACAAAACAGUAUAGCUACGACAAGCUGUCGGCCCAAGAAAGAAUUCAAGGCAAAGUCGAUCAUGUCCAGUCUUGAGACGCUCGAGAACAAUCAAAACAAUGGACUGUCCCUCACCUCAUCUGUCAAAAACACAGAUAUUCAAGUGAACCACACUGUAAAUGGAAAAACUGAUUAUUUCACCCACACCAUAAAUCAAACAUGGCCUGAAAGCCCCAAUGGUAAUACCUGUAGCACAGAAAUAGAGACACACAUGGACCAGCCCUGCUGUCGAUCUCUGUACGACUUCGAGCCGGAGAACGAGGGCGAGCUGGGCUUCAAAGAAGGUGACAUCAUCAUCCUCACCAAUCGGAUUGAUGAGAACUGGUACGAAGGCAUGAUUAACGGCGAAUCAGGCUUCUUCCCCAUAAACUACGUAGACGUCCUGGUGCCGCUCCCUCAAUGAGCCAAUCAGAACCAGGACGCCAAACCGGAGCAUCCCCUGUAUCACCCAACAUCCCCUGCUGCAUUCUCACCAAUGAAAGCCUUGUGUUUCGCCACAGACUUUUUUAAAACCUUCAGUAUUUAUUUUGUGCCGUUUUACAGUCCUCAUGGUGCAACAUCAUCGUAAAUUGUUGUUUUCCAGUUAAAACAAAUGACAAAACAUCCUUAAAAUAAGAUUCAGUUAAGUGACUGGGAAGUCUUGAAUUAAGGUUGUUUUCUUAUUGUUAGAUUUAUAUACUUUUUAUAUUUAAACAAGAAAAAAUGGGAAAGUGAUGAGAAUAAAUACUAAAAAGGUAAUGUAAAAAAUAGAUAAACAGAUGUAAACAACACUAUGAUAACACUAAAUAUAAAUACAUUUUAAGGAUGUUUUUACGUUUUAACUGAAAAAAAGGAUGUGGUUUUUUUUUAGGCGUAAUGUCAACAUAUGUUUUACACCUUUUUGAAUUUAGUUUCAACACAGCCUUCAAUUUAUUUGUUUAAAUGUUUUCAAUUUAUUUGUUUAUUGAAAUGUGAUGCAUCCAAUGGGGUGUCUGUAUUUUCCUGCUGUUUCCGUACGUCGUCUCGCUGUAAUAUUGGGUUUACCUGCCUGCUGUGGUCUUACGUGUUUUUUGAAACACACUUUUUCUAUAGACUGUGACUAUCUUGACUGCUACUCGUAUGAAUGUCCUUUCUCUCUCUCCGUCUUUGUUUACAUUUUACUUAUUGGGAUCUUAGGAAUCAUAAGUGUCGCGAGAGUUUUAAUGGGCCUUCAAGUGCUUUUUUUGAACGGUGGCUGUAUUGCACUAAAGCUUUAGAAGAAUUGUACCCAUUGAUGUGCACAUUUUACUUUUGCAUUUAAGACUCUUUUUGUUUUGGAACAUUGCACUUUCUAUUGUGUUUUUUCUGCCAUUUUGGGGAAUACAAAUUUGAUCCGUCUUAUCGUAUGGGCUGGACUUUAUGCUUGUAUAAAUAUAUAUACAUUAUAAAUAUAUAUAUAUAUAUAUAUUGAUAUGAACUUGUACUGUAUGUUGGGGAACCUUUUUGCUUGCCUUGUAAUGGUUUGCCCUACAGUAUAAAGAAUGACAUUUUGAAUAUUUCAGAUGUUAAUUCUGUCCUCAGUCGAACCAUCAUGUGCUUAGCGAUUGCAUAAGACGGCUUUGGAAUCUUAAUAUCUGGACCAAUUAUGUUUAAACUGACAAAAUUAUUAUCGUUUCCAUGUGUCUGUCCACCAGAAAUACACCAGUGUAUUUCAACAAUGUCAAAUAUUAUUUUUGUUACUCACCGAAGUAUGUUUCUCAUGCAUGACAUGGAACUUUGAAUGACUUUUUUGUUUGUAUUGGCUGCCGUUGACCAUUACUAAUCUAAAAACCAUUGUAAAUCAUUCCCUGUUCGGUUUCUCUGUCUUUUAUUUUCCUCGUAUUCUUCAGGCCAAACAAAGCUGUCGGAGAGCAAAGAGAAAAUUGUUAUUUUGAUUCCAGUAAAGCCGUAGAGUAUGAUUUCUAUCGCUAAUGGAACUGCAAAUUGUCGGCUAUGUACUGAAGUAGUGGACUGAACCUGAUGAUUACUGUUCAUUCAACACUGUAUACUGUUUAUAAAUAUACAGGACACAACCGCACCUGUGUCCUAUGGUGUGACAGAAAAAAAGAUAUUUUUUAAUUUAUUUAGAUAAUUUGUCUUGCUAUUUUGUGAUAUAAGUUUGUAAUUAUAUAAAAUAUUAUAUUAUAAAUCAUUUGUUUUCAAAUUUUUCAUUUUUCUGCUGUCACAAUACAGGACACAUGGAUGGUAUAAUUGUUAACUACCUUUAUUUAACUUUCAUUAUAGAUACUGUAUUUAGACAAAGCAUCAAAAAACAAUAGUAUCAUAUGUUCUUGGUUUGACUUUAUUUCAUUGGAAAAGUCAUGUUGGGUUCUUUGCAUUGUGGGAUACAGUGUUCCGCUCACAUGUACACUGUAGUAUGUCAUUAUGCAUUACAGAAAAUGUGCAUACUAUACACCUACUAUCUAUCAAGAAAGGAGUAUGAUUUUCCAGAAAAAAAACAAAAAUUGCCCUUACAAAAAGAAGUUAAAGUUUCCUUUAUUUUAUAAUAACUAAUAGUGUGAAAGUGUAUUUCACGCACUAUAUUUAAGUAUAUUUUAAGUAUUUAUUUGACUAUAGUUAAGAUGUCUUAUUUGUUCUAUACUUGUACCUGUUUGAUGGAUAUAUACUUUAAAACUAUUAUUAUAAUUACGAGUCUUCUUGUUAUAAAAAGUAUGCUUUGCUCUUUUGAUAGAGUUACGUUUUCACAUAGGUUUAAGUACUGCCUAAUUAAUGUACUUUAAUAAACCUAAAUGUUUUACAAGUAUUGAACUAGCACACCAGUAGUAUACCUGUAAGUUCACUUGUAGUAACAUUGCAUGAAAACCGUAGUUAAAAGGUGGUGGUAAAGUGUAAAGUUUAAUACUGGUAGGUUUAAAGUAUAAGUAUGCUUUUAUAAUCGGAAAAGUGAGAAUUUAGUUCCAAGUACUAUUGAAACAGUACACUUAAAAGUAUACUACUAGUCCAUUGAUAUUAGUAUACUUACUCACAAAUAUAAAAAUAUACUUAAACUUAACCUAAGUGAUCAAAUGAACUGCAAUACUGUAUACUUCUUUUUUUGUAAGGGCAUGUUUUGAAAUAGUUUUUCUACAUACUCCCGCAUCUGUCACGAUAGUCCUAAAGUACCUCAACUUUGCACAAUGCUUCGAGACAGAAUUUAAGAUGUUUGGCUUCUCAAACUAACAGGACACUGUGUUUACACUUUUGGGAAACUUACCAUCUUACAAAUUACUUAACAAUAGUUGACUGCAUUAAACUGGUGUGGAAGAAAGUUUUCAGAAAACAUGAGAUAAAUUACACAAAGCCGCUUUAAAGCAAGCCACUUCCAGUUUUUGUUACACUUUACAUUUGACAUUGCACAAAAAUUGGGUGUUUACUUGAUACAAUUUUGUAGCAUUUCCAAUUAUGACAAAGAAACGAAAUGUAUUUUCGUUGUUUGUUCGAUGACUUAGAUGUAGGAUAUUUGACUAACAAAGAAACAAACAGCGUUCAUACAAAUUGACACAAAACUGCUGUACAUCACUGACUGUAAAGAAAGCCAGCAAUUUUUUCUUUUUGCUCUCUGGCGUAAUUUAUACAGAAAGUUGUUUAUAAAUGUUGUAAAUGAAUAUAUUAUCUCAUGAAUAAAUAAUGUCUAAAUAUUGAA